AUGCCGUAUAAGACGGUGAUAGAAGUGGAGCCUCCGAGUCUGUUGAGGUACUUGAUCGGAGCGGCGGUGAUGAUGAUGGGCGUCGUAUUACCCGUUGGUUACAUGAUGUUCAGGAACAAACGCGUCCCCUUCUCAUCUUCAUACUCUAAACAGACGUAG
Messenger RNA from Arabis nemorensis, 159 nucleotides. The record is from the annotation of a GenBank genome assembly. NCBI's taxonomy places the organism in Eukaryota, Viridiplantae, Streptophyta, Magnoliopsida, Brassicales, Brassicaceae.